CAUUGCUUUUCCUUGUUCUCCUCACGGUGAAUGUAGCUUACCUCACAGCAAUGUUGACCAAGUCGUCAAGCCAGCUUUACUUACAAAGCAUUUUAUUUGUUUCAUUAUUCAUUGACAUUUUUAGUGUGUUAAGUUUCCAUCGCUCGAGCGUUCAUUGCAACAUGACAAUAUCCGAAAAAAGCUACGAUGUUUCUACUUGGUGGAGUCCUUUACUUACUGGAACUGAGAAACAGGUUCACCAAUUGAGCAACCAGCAGGACGAAGCAAUGGAAAUAUUCGGUCCGGGUCCGCGCGUUGAUUUGAAUCUUACACUUUCACCGAUAAUUGAAUUCCAUCAAAGUAACCAGGUAUGCUAUGACGAUCUUGGAUGUAUCACUCGCUUCUCGUUUGCCGAUCCGUUGUUAUGGCCGAUUAAUUUAUUGCCCGAGUCGAGAACAAAGAUCAACACGCAUUUCACGCUCUACACAAGAGAAAAUCCUAAUCCACAGCCUCUAGUUCACAUAUCAGCUGAUGACCCAAACGGUAUCGCCGCAACGACAUUCAAAGCGACAAGACCCACCAAAUUCUUCAUCCACGGCUGGCGCAAUACUGGCUAUGAAGAACUUUUCUUUACAUUAGUGCAAAGGUUGCUGACUAAAGGGGAUUAUAACGUAAUCAGGGUUCAUUAGGGUGGAGGAUCACGAUCCAACUAUUUCCAAUCGCAUGCCAACACUCGUCUUGUUGGUUUGGAAAUCGCUCUACUCGUCAACACGAUGGUGGAGAAACUUGGCGUCCGGGCUACGGAUGUUCAUCUGAUUGGACAUAGCCUCGGAGCACAUACUGCAGGCUACGCUGGGGAAAGUAUUCCUAACCUCGGACAAAUUACUGGUUUGGAUCCUGCCGGACCGUACUUCCACGGGCUACCAUCAUUUGCUCGUUUGGAUCACACGGACGCUAAUUUUGUUGAUGCUGUCCAUAGUAACGGGGCAUCUUUAGGUUUCGGGAUUCUGGAAUCUUUGGGUCACCUGGAUUUCCGUCCCAACGGUGGUACACAUCAACCCGGCUGUCACCGUACCGAUUUCCAGUCCAUUUGGAACGAUCCCACUGCUUUCGUGUCAGAUGCCUCCGCUUGCGAUCACUUGAGGGCUGUCCAUUUCUACAGUGAAGCGUUAAUACCGACAGACUGCAAGACUGUUGCAUACGAAUGCUCGGAUUAUGAGUCUUUCAACAACGGCCGUUGUACGUCGUGCGGAUCGGAUAAUACCAAAUGCGCUCUGUUCGGUUUGGAAGCGACGAAUUUCCCAACUCGUAGCCGAAAAAAUGUAAAUCUUUAUUUCAAAACUGGAGGCGAUUUUCCUUAUUGCAGAUAUAAAUACCUUAUUAAAUUAAAUUUGGGUAAACCCAGGAAUGCAAAACCGAAAAUUUACGGAGCACUUCGAUUGUCGAUUAAUGGACAUACAGGCAUCCUGCCAAACAUUCAAAUGCCGACUGCCGGUUUCGAACAUGGGAAAGGUUAUCAAUUCCUCGCGACUGACCCAAGUAACGUGGCUCCCGUCAACAAAGUUAAUCUCCGUUGGUUCCCUGUUUUAACGAAUCUCUUCGAUCCGACUUGUUUGCUGGGGUUAUGUGACAAAAGGAUGUACGUCCAAAGCGUCACCAUAUCAUUACUCAACAGCUACCCCGAUGCAAACAAAAUAGCCAACACUUUUGAAAACUGCCCAGUAUAUGGACCAGCUGCUGUUGGUCCGUUUUUCAACACGGAGCUCAGCGUCACCAAUAAUUGCUCACCAACGUUUUCAUCGCUAGCCCUAAUCUUGACUCCGGGACGUUGGUUUACCUAUAAAAGGUAG
Molecule: messenger RNA, 1829 nt
Organism: Daphnia carinata
Lineage: Eukaryota; Metazoa; Arthropoda; Branchiopoda; Diplostraca; Daphniidae
Product: pancreatic lipase-related protein 3-like
Exons: 11
Coding region: 753-1829 (358 amino acids)
Molecular function (GO): protein binding; lipase activity
Source: RefSeq, a predicted model, not a curated record